CAGGCUUGAGCCACCGCGCCCAGCCUGUAACGGAUUCUGUAACAGCCACAGCACCAGUGAGGGCCAGCGACAGAGGCUGCUUUCACACGUUCUAUUCCAGGCCCAAGCCAAUCUUUCUAACUUCUAAUUUAUAAGGAGCUGAAGGUUUCAAGUAGCAGAAGUAGCUGGGCAGGGGACAAGCGAUGCUGUCAUUUGGGUGCUUUUAUCAGAGUCUGAAGAGGGGAGAGUCCGUCAGCAAUGCUAACUCCUCCGUCACUCCUGGGGCUGCAGCCUGCCAUGAGAACCCGAGCUCAGAACCCCUCAUAGGGGCAUGCUUUGCUCUGGGGGUUCUGGGGAGACAGGGGAGAGGCACUGCCCCUCCUACCUAGCCUGGUGACGAGGUAGCGGACACUCAGAAUGUACUUUUCUGCCUCUUAAGGGUCACACAAACUUACAGCUUUCCACGUCUCCAAGCUUCUGGGCUGGGAUGAGUCGUCUGGGAGGACUUGGAGAAUCCCAGUUCCUCGUCCGGUCAGACAUGUGCAUUAAUCUGACAAACUAUCACUUUUCUUGGCUUAAAAAGGCCCAAAUCGCUACUAGUUUGUGGGUGAGGGGUCACUUAAUCCAGUCAUCCUGAUCUAACAAGACUUUUUCCCUCUCAGCUUUAGUGUAAAAGUUGCAAUCUGGUCUUGGAUUCGCACUCCUGGGGUGGAGUCUUAUCUCCUCCGUCCCGUUAGAGCCGUGUGAUGGCAGGUGCGUAGUUACCUCGCUUCUGUACGCCCAGUGUCCCAGCAGAAUGGAGAUAGCAGUGGAAGUUGGAAGCAUUAUGAGGCCACUAACCCACUCUCACCCCCAAACUGUCAUUCCUUCUGAAGCAUCCUAAGAGUAAGGAGACAGGAAGCAGAGAACACCCCACCAGCCCACCAAUUUCACACAUUGCCACCAGCACCAUCACCGCUUUUGAACUGCCGGGCUCCAAACUCAGAAGUCUGAGUGUCCAAGUGUUCGCUGAUUUUUCUCCAUAGCCUGCCUCUCCAGCUGUGACCCCCAUAAAUGAUAUUUGAUACCUCCCCUCGCCCCACCCCCGUCCUCUCCUUCCUCACACUCCCUUCCAAUCCUCCACUUUCCAGGCACAGAACUGUGGACCUCCUGCCGCCACUGACGUGCCUCUUCCCACACCCACCCAGAGAUUCUAAAACCUGGAAUAAAACACAUUGUGGGGGAGCUUUCAGUAUCUUAGGACCUCACCUGUCAAGCCGAUUAACAGCCUGAGCCCACGGGCAGAGACAGGCUGGCAGGGAUGGAGGGAAGGUGCUUGUGAACUGGGAGGUUUGUUUCAAAGCUGUAUUGGGGUGGUUUGGGAGGUGCUGGUAGAGAUGAUGGAGCCCAAACCUGUCACCCCAACCCAAGCUCUGGUGAGAAGCAUUUCCCACCACCUACCAGGUUUCCUUGACUCUCCCCUGUAUCCACAGUGCAGUUCUCUGAGGCCACCAACAGUCAACAGGGGGAGGCGUUGCUGCUGCCUGGGAGACUGAGGCACUGGGGGGGAGGGCGAUGCUGUCCUGCUGUGACUGUUGGCACAGGGCACAUUUGUGUUUACCCACAUUUGAAUGUGCUUUGGAGCUCACCUGGGGCCAUAACCAUCACACACCUGGUUUCCAGCAGAAAAGCGUAUCUGAUGGGAAGUACUUUGUGGAGAUCUAAGCAGUUGAUGAUUAUCCUGAAGUAAUGCAGCGACUGCACACAUGAAACGUUGACUUUUUGAUCCAUCACUUUGCAACUGUUCAAUUAUUUAUUAAACAAACAUUUGAAUAUCGUAGGAUGUCUUCAUGUGUCUACAACCAGAAUGUAAAUUGACAGUGCAGAUUUAUCUCAUUAAUUCUGAAUCUCUGCUACAGUGAUAAAUAUAUUGUUUUGCUCACAGGAAUCAUUAAAGGGACUUAAUAUCUAAUACUUGCUAUGUAAUCAGCAUUAUAUAGCUGAAACUGAACUAUUUUGCCUGUUCAUAGAUACUUAGAUAUAAUUAAAUUCAAAUAGAAUUUGAAAGUGACUCCUCAAGGGGUGGCCAUGAACACUAUGUAAGAUUCACCGAAGGUCUUUUCUCCCCUCUCAGCUCCAGCCCGCUUUUCUCUGUGAAGCAGGAUGUGUGGGGCAGCAGAGCUAUAUUUACUCGCGGUGCCUUUCCUGCUGUCUCGAAGGCACGGGGAAGGCUACGAGGGAUUUUCUCUCAAAUGUGCAGGGCCUCCACCUAUGACUCCGGAAGGCUGCCGGCUCCCCCAGGGGGCUGCUCCUGGCUUUCGAUGGACUAAAUUAACCUCGGGCCACCGGAGCGCCAGCUGGGGGAGCCCCGGGAUGCCUGGAGCGCGCUCCGCCCUCCGCUGUCCUGGCACUUUGCUCCCAUUCAACAGUCGGUAGUGACACCAGCUGGGCACAGCCCGGGGCCUGGCAGGGCCGCGUCCUUAGCGAGCGCGCUGGGCUCCUCCUCCUGCCGGCCCGGCCCGCGUCUCAGCCGUGGGGACCCUGGGGCGCCGCGACUCGCCCACAGUCGGACGGCGGGAGGCGGUUCCCGCAGGGUCCAGUCUCGGAAGCACCGAGUCAGAGGGGAGCCCCUGGCCCCAGGAGGAGGGGAGGGUGGGAGCUCCUCUCUUGGAGUCCCCGGGUUUGGUCUCCGGGAUGUGAGGAAGCCGGAGAGGCCGCGGCGGGACGCAGGGGCUGAGGAUCCCGCGUCUCGGCAGCACCAUGCCCUUCCCUCCCGUGCAGCCGCAGACCGCCCCCGCACCGGGGGCCCAAGCCGCGCGCCACUUACCCCGGAGGCCCUGCGCCGCGGGGGACAAGAAGAGGCCCCCACAGCGGCCCGAGGGGCUCCUCUCCAGCUCCUGGCCCUCCGCCACGCUCAAGAGGCCGCCGGCCCGGCGCGGCCCCGGCCGGGACAGGACGCAGCUGCCAGUCCCUCCGGGCGUCUCCCCCCAGGCCUCGCCCUGCCGCGCGCUGAACGCAGCCACGUGCGCCCAGCCCCGGCCAGCCGGCUCCGGCCACAGCCCAGCGAGGACCACCUACGCGGCGACCUCGGCAGGGACGGGGACCACCGCCGCAGGGACCUCCUUGGGGACGGGGGCCGGUCCUGACACCGCUGCGCGCUUCUCCCUGAACCUCACCCCCGAGGCCGUCCUGGUCAUCCAGAGGCGUCAUCUGGAGAAGCAGCUGCUGGCGCGGCCUCGCAGGCCCUUCCCCUCACCCUCGGCCGAACCCAGGCGCCUACUCACUCCCUGUCCCCGGGCCAGGGCCGCGGGCCUGCGGAGGGGCGGCCCCGCCAGCGACCCCGACGCGUCCCCAGCAGCUGGCCUGGGCCGCCGCGACCCUCCGCCCCGCGCCCAGCUGCUGUCCGGCGGCCUGCAGGUUCCCCAGCUGAGCCCGCGGUCCGGGUCCCUGCGCCCGAUGCUCAAGGUGUCGCUGCUCAACGAGCGGCACAGGUACGACGACGUGGAGUACGAGGAAGAGCCGGAGGUGGUGGACGAGGGCCUGGUGCGCAAGUGCACGGAGUGGCUGCGCGGCGUGGAGUCGGCGGCUGCCGCGCGGGGCCGGGCCGGGGCCCUGGACUCACGGCGGCACCUGAGCACGCUGUGAGCCCAGCGGUCCUGCGGGGACAGGCCAGACCUGAUCCCACAUCACCUCCUGCACGCGCCACUCCGCCUGGGGACCCUCGGGGGAGACCGCAGUCUCCUCUGGCCGCCAGCGCCCACUUCCGGGACACCCGUGAGCAAGCUGGCCCGCGUGGGCCGCAGCCAGACUCACCCGACGGCCACGGCCCCCCUCCUGCCCUCACCAGCAGGCAGCCCGGGCCUUUCUCGGUCACACUGGUGGUAUCUAUCCCAGUAGCUCACCUCUGCCCCACUCUGGCCUCCUUUUGGCGUCCCCGAGUGUCCAUGCAGUUCGUGGGGAAUUAAGCAACUGAGAAAAUGCCUCUCGGCGCCCCCAGCCCCAGGGUUCGUCUAGGUCCCAGAGACCCUCUGCCUGGAGGCGGGCCUUCCCCAGGGCUACAUCUGCACCCCCUGCGGUGUCACCCUCAGCCGUUGCCGGGCACCCUGGACAGUGCGGUGGGCGAUGGCCCAGGGUAGGUGGCCGCGACGGUGGCCUCCUGCAGAGCUGAGACCCGGUGCUACAUUUGUGAUUUUUUCUCCCAAGUCAGAAAAAUGUUGAGGGUAUUAGAAUUCCCUGAAACUCAGUUAACCGAAUUUCCAGUCACCAAAGCGGAAGGGUAGGCAUCGCCAGGCGCUGGUGAACCCCGGUCAAUGAGCGCUUCCAUGGAAACCGCUUGGCUGAUUACAUUUUUUCUGUGUAUUAUUUGAAUAGAGAGUAAAGCUCCUCUGCUGUUUCAUAACCAUACCCUUUCCCCCGCUAACUGGAGGCUGAUUUCUACAUAUUUCUUCCAUGUAUCUGAGAAUAUCUAACUGGAAGGAUGAGAAGGAAAUAAAAUGUUAUAAUCAGAUAAGGCUGGUUAUAGAAGAGUAAUGUAUUACCUCAAGUUUUGACUUAAAAGCCAAUAACUGGUUUAAUGUUUAUCUUGAUAGACUUUAAAUGUAUCAAGUCCUAAUUGUAUUUUAAAUUGAAGCCUUACAUUUUUAAAAACAGAUUUUGUAUUUUUCUCGUGGAGGUCUUUGCUCUAAUCUCUCUCUCUCUCUCUCUCUCUCUUUCCCCCCCCCCCUUUCUGAUUCUAGGCACACAUUUAGUUAGAUGUGAAGCAUUUAAUUCAUUGGGAGCUAGGUCAGCUGCCAGAUAAGUUGCAAAAACAAAAACAAAAACAAACCUACCCAUUGAAUAACUUCUUUGAAUUUGGAGAUAAGUUUUCUUUUACUUGAAACGAAUAUAUUAAUACUAGAGGGGCAAAACUAGCAAUGCUUGCUGAAGUGACGAUGCUGCUGUUGUUCCACCCCCACCCAGAUGGUCUCUGAGUGCUCCAUCCUGGGCAGGGCACACAGUCUAGAGCUGAGAGGGUGGGGCAAGAGUGCACUGACUCCAAGCCGAAGGCAGGAGUGGCUCAACUUGGUCUCAUCUUGCACUUAGUGCAAAUACCAAUAAUUAAAAUGCCUAGACUUCUGCCCUUGGCCACAGUAACAACAACGUUUUGAAGACUUUUCCCUGGUGGCAUCCUAGAGGGACCGACUUUCUGCAGCCUCUGUCUUCCAAGCUGAGCUUCUGCUGCCGUGGCCUGUCACUGCACCUGUGUGUCUCCCUGAUGUCCCUGUCAGCUGCUUCAUUUUGAUUUCCUUUCUUCUCCCGCUCUUUCUCCAGGCUCCGUCCCAGCAUCUCCUGUUCUUAACUGGCCACAAUACAACACUAAGCACAUUUUUUCGUAAUUUGCAUUUAUUAAAUAGAGUUUGUAGGCCUUGUUCUCUACUUUAAAAGCAGAUGAGUGGAACAUUUAUGUUUCUCUGGUCAAUGAGCCUCAAUAAAAAACAAACAGAAAAAAAAGUUUGACACGUGACACAUGAUAUCUUUUCAUUACUGUUAAGGACAUUUUGAGAAAGUUUUCUAAGUUGCUAUGCUCCAAUUUCUUAAUGCUUAAAUAAAAGAGAAAUUCAGUGACUUGUGCUUCUUUUUGAGGAGGACACUGAAAACUGGUCAGGAAGAGACCACUGAGGGAUUGACAAUUUACAUGACAUGGUUUCUUCAGAGUGGCGCUCAACCUAAGGUUCUGUGAUUUCCAGGAGUUGACAAAGGUUUGAUGGUGUUAAUCACUACUAGAAUUUUUAAGCAUCACUACCAGGAUUUUUAAGAUAGUCAAAUACUGUAAGGUUAUUUGGCAAUGACACUUGACCUUUUAUGGGGUCACAAAUCUCCAUGAAAGCUAUAUUCCAGAAAGACUCCUAAAACCAUGUACCACAUAGCAACAAAACAUUGCAUAUAAUUUGCAUAUAUUUUAGGAAGCUCAUGGGUCCCAGGUUAGGGACUUCUCCUAUAUACACUCACUAAAAUAUUUUUUUCUUUUGCCUAAAGUAAUUUCAAACUGGGAGGUCAUACCAAUUGGAAAUUAAAGGGUCAAUUGGAAUAAUGACUAGACUAUUAGAUAACUAUUAUAUUAUUAUCAAAUUCUCCCAUAACUGUGCUGGCUCAUAGCAGGGACUGAGGGGGACUUCCACCCCAGGAGAGAAAAUUGGGUGCCACUAUGUAAGUAAAAGUAUUGCCAGUUGCAAAGGCUGAGCAUGUAUGUGCCUUAAUUCCAUCUAUUUAGAGAAUAGCUGGCACUUUAAGAUAGGUUUUUAUGUUGAUCUGCCUUAUUUCUAGAAAAGCGGAUGCCAAGUUUUCAGAACCAUUAAUUUUGGGGUUUCCCUAGAAAUUAUGCAAUUCAGAUUAGGGUGGGUGAUCUGUGGGAUCUUUGCUUUUCAGCAUGGUAAUUUCAACCAACCAUUGUAUAUCAUUCAAAGAAAGUCUGAAAAUAACAGUCUCUCUAGUAAGCAAGGACACUUGCAUCAACAGAAAUGCACCUGCAGGCCUUGGUGACCUGCGGGAAACCUGGAUUGAUGUGGUUCCCCAGCAUGGCCUCUGUCCAGAUGCUGGCUGGGUAAGGACACAGCUGUAGUGGUGGCCCCAUGGCCCGGCUUGGAGACGGAGCACCCCUCAGCCUUGCGCGGGAGAACCACACCAUGGUUCAAGGUGGGUUUUGGUGCCCUGGAGGCUGGAGCUCCCACACUGAUGCUGUCAUUUAUCCAUGUCUUUCAUUAAACUUCCAUGUCUGUUUCAUCUUCUGUCUGUGGGGAUAGUUGAACAUAGGUGACCCUGGUGAGGAUUAUGAGGCAAUAUGCAAAGCGUUCCCCCAGCUCAAGGGUAACUGUAAUUUUUACUAUUUCAAAAAAGUCUUUACUCAAAAAACAUCCUUCUCUGGCACUCAUGUGCACAUUGGAAACCCUCCCUGGUUACAGCAUUCUGAGAUUUUUAUCUUCAACCAUUUA
This is a messenger RNA of Cercocebus atys (sooty mangabey), 6926 nucleotides long. RefSeq names its product proline rich 18 (gene PRR18). The record is from RefSeq and is a predicted model, not a curated record. Lineage: Eukaryota; Metazoa; Chordata; Mammalia; Primates; Cercopithecidae. The transcript is spliced from 2 exons. Bases 2719 to 3603 code for a protein of 294 amino acids.